GAAAUAUUACAUUUUCAGAGCUUUGAAUUCAAAGCUUUUAUAACUUCUUUCACAUUUCAUUUUUGUCCUUAACUGUAACACAUUUUUCAGUACUUACAAAAUUAGUAGUUUUAAUUUAGUCUUAUAAACAAGUUUCAAAAAGACCAAACGCAUAUAUAAAUACACAGAGAAGAAAACAUCACAAAACCUUUCUCUAGCGACUCAAAAGAAGAAAGAGAAAAAAAACAUAAACCAAUAAUUUCAUAUUUUGCAUCAAAAAUCUUGUUUUGUUCUUCAAAACAACCUUAAAUAUUGUCAUGGAAAACCAAAUUGAAGUAGAAAAUCAACAACAAAAACCUUUACAACCAUCUUCUCCUUCUCAUGAAUUCUCCUUCACAAUCUCUCAUAACACAUUCAACAAAUCAUUCCCAAAUUCCAACAAUAAAUCAAAACCAUCUUCACCAAAUUCCUUUACAGCUAUUGAUUUAUCACCAGCUGAUGAUAUUUUCUUCCAUGGCCAUUUACUUCCUCUCCAAAUCCUCUCAAACUUCCCUUCAUCGAUAUCGCCUCGCUCUUCGACGAAUUCCAUGGACAGUUUCACUCUCCCUAUUAGAGAAUUAUUCUCAGAAGAAGAUGAUGAUGAAAAUCUCCCCUCAAAAGAGAGUAGCAUCAAGAACAUGGAACCGUCUAAAAAGGUAGAGGGUAAGUUCAAGUUUGCAUUUUCAUUGUUUAGUUUAACAAAAGGGACAAAAGGGUGUCAUAAAGAGAAAGAAAAGAACAAAAAGAAGAUGAGAUUUGAUUUUCAUGUGAUUCAUCAUGCAAUGAAAAAGUACUUAAGAAUGGUGAAACCACUUUUCAAAAAAGAGAAAAUUAGAGUUCAUGAUAAAAAGUGUUAUUCUUCUUCCUAUUCAGGAAAUGUAACACCUAGAAAUAAACAAGAGAUGAUGAAAAGUUGGAAAUUAGGACAAUAUUCAUCAGCACCAACAUCAAUGAGAAGUUCUCCAUCAAACAGUGGUGUUUUGUUUCCAACUACACCUCUCACUGCUACUGCUAGUGAUAGUUCCAUGGAAGAAUUGCAAGCUGCUAUUCAAGCUGCAAUUGCUCAUUGCAAAAAUUCAUAUUCAAAAGAUGAGAAACUCAAUUGCUGAUUUCAUGAAUCUUAGAGAUAUUUUGUCACUAGAACUAUAACUUCCCUGUUAUAUUUUGAUUAUUAUGUACAUAAAUGAUGAGAUUCAAAAGAGCAUAUGAUAAUAUGAUUUUUUAUGAUUA
Lathyrus oleraceus (garden pea) is the source of this 1248-nucleotide messenger RNA. RefSeq names its product BRI1 kinase inhibitor 1. The transcript has a single exon. NCBI's taxonomy places the organism in Eukaryota, Viridiplantae, Streptophyta, Magnoliopsida, Fabales, Fabaceae. The record is from RefSeq and is a predicted model, not a curated record. The coding region runs from base 297 to 1127 and encodes 276 amino acids. Gene Ontology annotation, molecular function: kinase inhibitor activity. Gene Ontology annotation, cellular component: plasma membrane.